Morus notabilis is the source of this 712-nucleotide messenger RNA. RefSeq lists its product as uncharacterized. The transcript has 2 exons. The record is from RefSeq and is a predicted model, not a curated record. The coding region runs from base 99 to 701 and encodes 200 amino acids. Lineage: Eukaryota; Viridiplantae; Streptophyta; Magnoliopsida; Rosales; Moraceae.
CAUAUAUUCGGAUGUGGAAAAUUCAUCCCAAAUUUUUGAAUUAAAAACGAAGCUUUAGAAGUCCAGACAAGGAGACUGUGGUGUUACAUCUCAUUAUAAUGACAUUGUGUCACUUUGGCAGGAAUUGGAUCUUUGCUAUGAAGAUUGAAUGGGACUGUCCAACUGACAGUGUUCGCCAUAAGAAAAGAGAGAAGAAUGAUCGAGUAUAUGUGUUUCUUGCAGGUCUUAAUCAGGAAUUAGAUGAGGUACGAGGCCGAAUCCUAGGAAGGAAACCACUGCCUUCCAUCAGGGAAGUUUUCUCUGAAGUAAGAAGAGAGGAAACUAGGCGCAAAGUAAUGCUGAAGACUUUUGAACCUAAAAAUAGUCCCGAGGUUGAGAGUUUGGCUUUAGUGUCAAAAGGAAGUGACUCAGAUGGAGAAAAGAAGAGGAAGCCCUGGUGUGACCGUUGCAAAAAAUGUGGCAUACCAAAGAGACUUGCUUGGAAACUCCAUGGGAAACCACCUCAGAGUCAAAAGAGGAGAAACAAAGGAGAAAAUAGAGCCUUACAAACCGUGAAUGAAGACUCUCAAGGGCAGCAAAUCACCUUAGAGGAACUAGAGAAAUUGGAGGACUUUAUUUCUUUGAAAAUGGACCAAGUUCAAAAAGGCCAGUACAAAGUACAUGUUAUGGAACUGUCUCUAUUACUAGUGAUGAAGAAAUAAUGUUAUGGCAC